CUUGAGAAGUAUUAAAGUUUAAAUUUUGAUUCUUUCUUUGUGGGUCUUUCUUGAAAUAGAAAACUGAGAAUUGGGUUUUAUUUAGUAUGUUCUGAAAUCAAACAGAACACAACAAUUCCAAUUGGUUCUUUAUAAAUAAAAAAUCUUAUAUGCUGUUAUGAUAAAUUUUAGGAGCAAAUGUAGCUAAAGUUUAAAUUUUGAUUCUUUCUUUGUGGGUCUUUCUUAAAAUACAAAACUAAGAAUUGGGUUUUAUUUAGUAUGUUCUUAAAUCAAACAGACCACAACAAUUCCAAUUGGUUCUUUAUAAAAAAAAAUCUUAUAUGCUUUUGUUAUGAUAACAUUUUAGGAGCAAAUGUAGCAGUGAAGGUUCCUGUGGCUCUGCAGGAAUCACUAUCGCUACCAUGGCGAAUUACGCAAUACAUAUUUCCCUGCCCUUCGUUACUUUUAUCGGAUCCAUGGCAACCUGGAAUGCUUCCAUUAUUUUCUUCUAGAGUUGGUUCGGCUCCAUCAUUGGAUAUAAAGAAAGACAAUUCUUUGGGGGCAGUUGGAGGUGACCCCAAACCAUGUUGCAAUUGUUUGGGGAGAGAUACAAUUGCAAAUGCUGCCGCUAGGGUUGGUCCUGCUGUAGUAAAUCUUUCGGUUCCACAGGGGUUCUAUGGCAUUACUAAUGGAAAGAGUAUAGGGUCAGGAACUAUAAUUGAUCAGGAUGGUACAAUUUUAACAUGUGCUCAUGUUGUGGUUGAUUUUCAAGGCAUGAGGGGUUCAGUCAAAGGAAAGUCUCAUGCUUCACAGAUUCUUGGUUUUAAAUUUCAAUAUGAACUGAUUCCAAUUUUUCCCAAGUCUCAUGCUUCACAGAUUCUUGGUUUUAAAUUUCAAUAUUAUCAGCGUAUGGAAGUAAAUAGUCCUAUACCGCAAGAUUCUUGGUUUUACAUCAGUUCUUUAUCUCAAAGAUAAGGCUUUUAUUUAUACCGUAAGAACUAUUUAGGUAUGUAUCCCUUGCAAGCACACAUGAACUUAAAUUGUCUUUUAAUAUAUGCAUGAUUUAUUAUUUUCCAAUAGUUUUCCCGUGCAUCGCACGGGUUAGCGA
This is a messenger RNA of Quercus robur (English oak), 1087 nucleotides long. Its product is annotated as putative protease Do-like 14. Bases 259 to 954 code for a protein of 231 amino acids. NCBI's taxonomy places the organism in Eukaryota, Viridiplantae, Streptophyta, Magnoliopsida, Fagales, Fagaceae. The record is from RefSeq and is a predicted model, not a curated record. The transcript is spliced from 5 exons.